AUGGUGAAUGAGUGUAGAAAAAGAAAUGACCAAAAUGGUGUAAAGUUCUUCUCAUUUGCCUUGCGCGUAUUUACGAAAAUGGGGAGUGGGGGGAUGUCAGAGGAUGAAGAUGGUGUGGACAAGGUAAUUAUUGAUGACCGGGAAUUGGAGGAGGCUGUGAAGCUCUCCAUGUCUUUGCCAUUUCGCCACUCCAUCAUAACGACAAUCGUCACACUCAUUGAUAAAGUUCCUCGAGUCGAAAAGACGCAAUUUGUUCAGAGUGGAAGGACUACCAAGCGUAGAAUUCGAAAUGACCCUAGGUGCAAUAUAUCUAGCCGGAAACCGCCAAAUGGAUGGCCUGUGUCUUUUUUCGCAGAUGGCUACCUCGAUUCUUUGUCGGAGUUCCAGCGAGAGAAGUUGCGUGUGUCUAAAAAGCUAUUCCCUCUCUAUGAUCUAGAUAAGAUACCCGAGCAGUACUCGUAA
This is a messenger RNA of Lentinula edodes (shiitake mushroom), 462 nucleotides long. RefSeq lists its product as uncharacterized. The transcript has a single exon. Lineage: Eukaryota; Fungi; Basidiomycota; Agaricomycetes; Agaricales; Omphalotaceae. The record is from RefSeq and is a predicted model, not a curated record. Bases 1 to 462 code for a protein of 153 amino acids.